This is a messenger RNA of Lathyrus oleraceus (garden pea), 858 nucleotides long. Its product is annotated as sugar transporter ERD6-like 6. Gene Ontology annotation, molecular function: transmembrane transporter activity. Lineage: Eukaryota; Viridiplantae; Streptophyta; Magnoliopsida; Fabales; Fabaceae. Gene Ontology annotation, biological process: transmembrane transport. The coding region runs from base 1 to 858 and encodes 285 amino acids. The record is from RefSeq and is a predicted model, not a curated record. The transcript has 8 exons. Gene Ontology annotation, cellular component: plant-type vacuole; membrane.
AUGUUGAAUGAUGGAUCUUUUUCUCUUAAGUUGAUAAAGGAAUUUGAGUUUAAGAAUAAUGUUAUUUCUCUUGGGUUGCUGAAUUUAAGUUACAUUCUUCUUGUUGGAAAAGAUGUCUCAGACAUUGUGUCCAACAUCUAUGCAGCUAUUGAUGAAACUGAUCUGUUUUUUUAUGGAAAAAUGUUAGAUCUUUGUCACCUCAACUUGUUGUUACUGCUACUGCAAGCUUGUGCAAAUGUCUUUUGGAUGCAGAUUGUUAGUCCAAAUCAGUUUAGAAAAAGAUUUGGAAUAUUGGAUUUGCAUUGGAGAAAAUAUUUAAUUGGAUAUGCUUUGAAGGAAGGUUUGCUUCUCUGUUCUGAGUUAUUUGGUAGUAUUCCUCUGGUUCUUGCUACGAUUUUAACUUUGUGGUUAGCAGACAAAUCUGGUCGCCGGCUUUUACUUAUUGUUUCUUCAUCUGCAAUGGCUUUGAGUCUUUUGGUUAUUUCAAUAUCAUUCUACUUGAAGGAAUAUAUAUCACCAGAUUCUGAUUUAUAUGCGACAUUGAGCCUCGUAUCGGUGGCUGGAGUUGUGGUCAUGGUUAUUGCAUUCUCUCUGGGAUUAGGAGCAAUGCCAUGGAUUAUAAUGUCUGAGAUUCUUCCGAUUAACAUCAAAGACCUAGCUGGAAGUUUUGCAACACUUGCCAAUUGGUUCUUUUCCUGGUUGGUUACAUUAACAGCAAAUUUGCUCUUGGAUUGGAGUUCGGGAGGAACCUUCACAAUAUAUACUGCAGUGUGUGUUUUCACAGCAGGAUUUGUUGUCAUUUGGGUCCCCGAGACAAAGGGAAAAACUCUUGAAGAAAUACAACAGUUUUUCAGAUGA